UCUCCAACUGCCGUAACGGAAUUCUUAAAAAAAUCAUGGAAUCUGUCGGAUCCAAUCAAAUAUCUCCGUUCGUCAGUAACCGUGACCAACGGCAUUUCUUGGCUCAACCGGUUGCAGAUAGGAUACUUCGAGCUCUCCGUCACCGGAUCCGCCUUCUCCACCGUCCUAAUGCCGGAACGUUUCAUGUUCUCGGUGCAACGUGUAACGUCUACACCGUGACGCUAAUGGCCACACCUACUUGCACUUGUCCCGACCGUAAGAAGCCGUGCAAACACAUCUUGUUUGUCUUAAUUCGAGUUCUUGGAAUUCCUCUCGACGAUAAGUGUCUCAGGCAACGGAGACUCCGGCCAUGUCUACUCUUCCGUCUCUUCUCUGCCCCGACACGGCCUGACUGCCUCGCCAGUUUCCGCCUCCAGCAACGGUUUCUUCAGCUUUUCUCAGCCGCCACUUCUCAACCCGGCUAUACUACUAACGCAUCCUCCUCCACCAGUAAAAUGGAAAAUGAGGUGGACGAAGAGCCGGCAACAUGUCCAAUAUGUCUAGACGAUAUAAACGCCAUUAAAAACGUAGGCGGUGAAAAGGGUGGAUGCGAGGAGAAGGAAAUCGCGGUGGUGAAGUGCAGAGUCUGCAAGAACAAGGUUCAUGAAGAAUGCAUGCUGGCGUGGAGGAGGAGUCGUGGACGGCGGCCCGGCAUCUGCGUGGUAUGUCGUGCACGGUGGCCAGCCAAUAGUUCUAGUAAGAAUCCUAAUAUUGGUGGUAAUAAUGAGAACUGCCACGGUAAUUGUUACUUGAAUCUAGCUCCUUACGUUGAUGAGGAAGUGGAGGAUGGGGUUGGCACGAGCCAACGCCCAUAAACUUCAAAGAAACGCUCAGAUUCGACAGUUCCAUAUAUCAACAAACAUUUCAAGCUCUUAUCUGAUGUAUCUGUUUUGAUGGAUCAAAGUCGGGUUUUGCGGUUUCUAGGCCAAGUGGAAACCUGUAGAGUUGUUCUUCUCAUGCUUAUGGUUGUUGCCUUCGUUUCAGGCCUUCAGUAUUUCGAGCUCGCUCCAGUACUAUCUAUUGUUUCGCCUGGAAACGGCACUGUUUCUGAAUACAGAGAAUCCAAUUAUACCACCAAAAGUACUGAAAAUGAAACGUUUCUUGCAUCUCAAGAAGCAUCCACUGAGCUUAAACCAUAUAACAACAUCACUACGGAGGUUUUGAAGAGUUCUGAGCACAAGUUUCUGAAUGAUUCUCCCAAAAUAGAAGCUUCUGGACAAAGUAGAAGAAGCAAUGAAACCGCAAGUUCUCUGCAUUCUCUUCAACCCAAGAUUCCUCAAAUCCACAAGAAAUAUCCCCACAGGAGCACAAAAAAGCCACCAGUAGUUGUCAUAUCAAUAACACAGAUGAACAAUAUGAUAUUGAAGCGUCAUAACGAUCCAAAAAAUUCACUUGCACCUCGUUGGGGAUCAAAAGUGGACGAAGAGCUUAGAACUGCAAGAGACAAGAUCAAGAACGCGGCUUUGGUCAAGAAGGAUGAUAAUCUCUACGCGCCUCUCUACCACAACCUAUCCAUCUUCAAAAGGAGCUAUGAGCUAAUGGAACAAACUCUGAAAGUGUAUGUCUACUCGGAAGGGGACAGACCCAUCUUCCAUCAGCCUGAGGCAAUAAUGGAAGGGAUUUACGCAUCAGAAGGAUGGUUUAUGAAACUAAUGGAAAGUAGCCAUAGAUUCUUGACAAGAGAUCCCACCAAAGCUCAUCUAUUCUACUUACCUUUCAGUUCAAGAAUUCUUCAACAGAAACUUUACGUCCAUGACUCUCACAGUCGUAGAAAUCUUGUUAAAUAUCUUAAAAACUACAUCGAUCUCAUCGCUUCCAACUACCCUUUCUGGAAUAGAACCCGUGGCUCCGAUCAUUUCUUCACCGCUUGCCAUGAUUGGGCUCCAGCUGAGACUAGAGGACCAUACAUAAACUGUAUCAGAUCACUCUGUAACGCUGAUGUCGGAGUAGACUUUGUGGUCGGAAAAGAUGUCUCUUUGCCGGAAACAAAAAUCUCUUCGUCACAAAACCCAAACGGAAAGAUUGGAGGUAACCGCCCUUCCAAGCGAACCAUCCUCGCUUUUUUCGCCGGGAACCUACACGGUUAUGUUCGACCCAUCUUGCUUAAACAAUGGUCUUCGAGACCUGAACCAGAUAUGAAGAUCUUUAACCGGAUCGAUCACAAAUCCUACAUCCGAUACAUGAAACGCAGCAGAUUCUGCGUUUGUGCUAAAGGUUACGAGGUGAAUAGCCCUAGAGUGGUAGAGUCGAUUUUGUACGGUUGCGUUCCGGUUAUUAUCUCUGAUAACUUUGUACCACCGUUUCUUGAGAUUCUGAAUUGGGAGUCAUUCGCUGUGUUUGUGCCGGAGAAAGAGAUUCCAAAUUUGAGGAAGAUUCUGAUAUCGAUUCCGGUGAGGAGAUACGUGGAGAUGCAAAAGAGGGUUAUGAAGGUUCAAAAACAUUUCAUGUGGCAUGAUGGUGAACCGGCGAGACCAAGUUCAGCUAAGAGCGAGCCACGCGAUGGGUCUUCUUCUCUUUCUUCCAGAGUCAAGAUCGAUCCGUCCAUUAAGGACAAAAAGAAGAUCGCGACCUCUAGCAGACCGAUCAUGUCGGAUUCCAAACCCAGAUCCUCUGUUUCCACCGUCACGGCGAAAUCCGAGGCGAAACCCAAAGUACCUGUAAAUUCAGUGAAGUCUACAGCAACAACAUCUGCAGCAGUGAGCUUGGCGAAAGGGAAAGCGAAAAGAGAGAAGAAGGUUUAUUCAUUACCUGGACAAAAGUUUGAUCCUCCUGAAGAGAGAGAGCCCUUGAGGAUAUUCUAUGAAUCGUUAUCUAAACAAAUACCUGGGAGCGAAAUGGCUGAGUUCUGGCUAAUGGAACAUGGUAUGUUGUCUCCCGAUAAGGCGAAGCGAGCGUUUGAGAAAAAACAGAGAAAGAUGAAGCAAAUUCGAAUGGGGACACCGACUAAACCGGCACCAACGUUUACAAGUAAAGCGGAGAGUUCUCAAAAAACAUCUGCGUCCAAGAACAACGGAUUAGAUGCAAGAAAGAAGAAGAAAGUCGUUGAUGAUGAUGACGACGACGAUGAUGAUUUCAUCCUAAGCCACAAGAGAAGGAAAGUGUAAACCAUAUAAACUUGUUAUUAGCGAAGAAUAUCCAAUAGCAGAUAAGGUCAAGAACCUUUUAAUUUAAUUACUUGUUAGUGUUUAUCGAAUAAGUGAUCGGAGAUCGUUGCUGUAUAUGCUCAGAAUGUUGUUCAUGGACCAUUGAGGAUGUUUCCAUGAAACAAUAGUUCGGUAUAAAGUUGUUCAUGUAGA
Molecule: messenger RNA, 3335 nt
Organism: Arabidopsis arenosa
Lineage: Eukaryota; Viridiplantae; Streptophyta; Magnoliopsida; Brassicales; Brassicaceae
Source: the annotation of a GenBank genome assembly